Molecule: messenger RNA, 1853 nt
Organism: Poecilia latipinna (sailfin molly)
Lineage: Eukaryota; Metazoa; Chordata; Actinopteri; Cyprinodontiformes; Poeciliidae
Gene: frk
Product: fyn-related Src family tyrosine kinase
Exons: 8
Coding region: 266-1831 (521 amino acids)
Biological process (GO): protein phosphorylation
Molecular function (GO): protein binding; protein tyrosine kinase activity; ATP binding
Source: RefSeq, a predicted model, not a curated record
GGCCCGUGACGUCAGAGUGACAGGGGCCACUCCUCAUUCCUCAGCAGGUGGAGGUGAUUUCAUCCACCUGAACCGAGAAGCAGCUCAACAACCAGGAAGCUUCACAGCUUCAGUCGCUGCACUUAGACCUGUUUGUUCCGCUGCGGUCAAAGAUCGCCGCUGUCUCGCAGUGGCAUUAUUAAUGUCGCUGAGUUUUAUGGCAUAAUGAGGGCAGCAGGAGAGCUUUAACAAAGUGUAAGGCUGUGAUUGAAGGGCAGAAAGCAUCAUGGGGACCCAGGAGAAGACCUCUUCGCUCUGGGACAGAGUUGCUUCGUGCUGCUGUUGCUGCUGUAACGCCUGCAAGAAGGAGCAGGAGGAGAAACGUGGCCAGAAAAAAACGAUCACGGUUGUGAUGAACCCUAUGACCAGGGGUCCCGAAGAUCCCCCUGAAAACAGACCUUUACCUUCACCUCCAAAGUCGGAGCGCUACAUCGCCCUGUUUGAUUACUCCGCUCGUACCGAGAACGACCUGACCUUUAACACCGGGGAUAUCCUGGAGGUCCUGGACACCAGCGCCGGGGAGUGGUGGAUCGCCAGAGCAGUGAACGGGAUCUCAAUCGACAAAAAGGGAUACAUCCCGGCCAACUACGUGGCCCCUGUGGAGAGCAUUGAUGCUGAACCAUGGUAUUUCCCAGACACCAAGCGACUGGAUGCAGAGAAGUUGCUGCAGGGUGAAGGGAACCAGGAAGGAGCAUUCCUCGUUAGAAACUCUGAAAGUUUGAAAGGAGAGUACUCCCUCUCAGUUUUGCACCAAGGGAGAGUAAAACAUUACAAGCUCCAGAAACUGGAUAAUGGCCACUACUACGUGUCGAAGACCAAAUCCUUCCCAACGCUGAAGGAGUUGGUGGAGUAUUACUCCAGACAGAGUGAUGGGCUGUGUGUGCUUCUUGGCGAGCCAUGCAGGAAGAUGGAGGCUCCUCAGACCUACGGUCUGUCCUACAACACGGUGGAUCAGUGGGAGAUUCCUCGCAACUCUAUCAAGCUGAUGGACAAGCUGGGUGCUGGACAGUUUGGAGAAGUCUAUAAGGGGAUGUGGAAUGAAACCACAGAAGUUGCUGUGAAGACCCUCAAACCUGGUACGAUGGACCCUGAAGAUUUCCUGGCAGAGGCUCAGCUCAUGAAGAGACUGCGGCACCCCAAGCUGAUCCAGCUCUAUGCUGUGUGUACCCUGGAGGAGCCCAUCUACAUCAUUACUGAGCUGAUGAAGCACGGCAGCCUGCUGGAGUACCUUCGAAAGGAUAAGGGGGGCACUCUGCGUGUGCAGGACCAAAUUGAAAUGGCAGCCCAGAUUGCGGCUGGCAUGGCUUACCUGGAGCAGCAGAACUACAUCCACAGAGACCUCGCUGCCAGGAACGUCCUGGUGGGAGAGAACAACAUCUGCAAAGUGGCAGACUUUGGCCUGGCCAGAGUUUUUAUGAAAGAAAGUGAGAGUGUGUAUGAGGCUAGGGACGGGGGCAAGUUUCCUGUGAAGUGGACCGCUCCAGAGGCCAUCCAUAACAACAAGUUCUCCAUCAAAUCAGACGUUUGGUCCUUUGGGAUCUUGCUGUAUGAGAUCAUGACAUUUGGCCAGAUGCCUUACUCAGCCAUGACAAACAUGCAGGCCGUCCAGUGGAUUUCUAGAGGCAACAGGCUGCCCUGCCCCCCAAGGUGCCCGAAGCCAAUGCACCUCCUCAUGUUGGACUGUUGGAACGAAAAGGAACUCAACCGGCCCACGUUUGAGACGCUGCAGUGGCAACUGGAGGAUUACUUUGACAUGGAUUUGAACUCCUAUGAUGACAGCUCCCACUAUUAGAGUAAAAAAAACAAACAAAAAA